Messenger RNA from Oncorhynchus masou masou (cherry salmon), 1112 nucleotides. RefSeq names its product mitochondrial ribosomal protein S10 (gene mrps10). Gene Ontology annotation, biological process: translation. Lineage: Eukaryota; Metazoa; Chordata; Actinopteri; Salmoniformes; Salmonidae. The transcript has 8 exons. Gene Ontology annotation, molecular function: structural constituent of ribosome. Gene Ontology annotation, cellular component: ribosome; mitochondrial small ribosomal subunit; mitochondrion. The record is from RefSeq and is a predicted model, not a curated record. Bases 33 to 686 code for a protein of 217 amino acids.
AGAAGAUAACUGUCCCGCCCCCACAAAAAAUCAUGGCGGCCCCCAUGGUUGUCGGUCGAAAUAUUCGCACAUUCGGAAGGAUAUUCGUGGGAGUCUCACAAUCGUUUUUACAGGGAUCAAUAGGAUUGAACGCUUGCAGAUAUCGUGGGAGAUCUACAUUAUGUCGCAAACAAAGGCACACAACUACAGAGGACAAACAUAGCCCUCUCCAGUUGCCUGCAGCCUGCCUCCACACUGGAACCUUCUCUUCCUCUCUUCCCUCAUCUGUGAUUGUCACAGAGGAGCCGGACACGCUGUACCAGAAGGUGUCUCUGCUGGUGAAGGGCCAUGACAAAGCAGUCCUGGACAGCUAUGAGUUCUUUGCCAUCCUGGCUGCCAAAGAGCUGGGAGUCACUCUGGGCAAAGUAUUUGAGCCUCCAAAGAACAUUGAGCGGCUGACACUUCUGAAAUCUGUCCACAUCUUCAAGAAACACAGGGUCCAGUACGAAAUGAGGACGCACUACCGCUGCAUAGAGCUCUCUUGUGUGACUGGAUCCACUGCACAGGUGUACCUGGAAUACAUACAGAGGAAUCUGCCAGAGGGUGUGGCCAUGGAGGUGACCAAGACCUCCAUGGAGAAGGUUCCAGAGCAUCUCCUGGAACCUAUGUGGAACGACCCGCGAACUGAAGAGAAGCCCAGCCAAUAAGAGCAGAGUCCCAUACAUAAGCUGCUUAUCUCAGCACCCAAUCAAGAAGACAGAACCUCCAGCCCUGAGACCGGUCCAGAGAAUAUGCUUGUUGACCAGGUUCAGCCAGAGCAACGCGCUGUAUAGAUGAUCUGAUCAACUACUAAACAAAUAGGUAUUGUAACUGUGCGGCCCCUAGCUCAGGCCAACCCUCAUGAACAAGCAGUGACUCAGUAUCUGUGCAUCAGGGCAUCCUCCACAAAAGCAAGAACUGAAACGGACUAUUUCAGUCCAGAGAGAUGGUCAGUAGUCAUCUGCUCUCUGAGUUAAGCUUAUGCUGCUCAUUUUAGUUGGCCCUCUUUUUCUUGUAAUGUCCAAAUUUCUGUACUCCAAAAGACUACAAGAUGUAUGUUUACGUUUUGUUAUUAAACUAUUAAUUAGACAUGG